UCUCUCCCUCUCUCAUAUCUCUCUUUCGCUCUCUCUAUCUCCUCAAUCUACAACUUUAAAUUGCAGAUCUUCGUUAUUUAGAUCUAAAUUGUGAAUUUCUGUCAACUUAUUCGGACCAAUUGUUCGAAAAUCGACGUUUCGAGUAUGAUUUCUUUGGUAAUCUCUGAAAUCCGAUUCAAAUCCAUGAUGCUAAAUCUUGAGUAAUUCACCUCCGUCGAAGCUCCAUUGUAAAAGCUUUUGAGCUUAAACUCGUUAUUGAAACAAAAUCAGAGGAAGAUAGAAAAUUGCAUUUACUGCUUGGUUGUAAUGGUGGUUCUUUCAAGAUCAAUGAGAGGAGGCCACCAUAAGGUUUAUGUCAGAGUAGGUUACAGGAGAAGGUGAAGAGAGAAAAAGAAAAUAGAAGGGGAGAAUAUAUAUGGUAUAAUGCUAGUGCUUCGUAUAUUGGGUAAUACAUACUCUGGUUCACCCAUGCAAUGAAUCUAAAGCUCGUAUGUAACCAAUGAUUUGAGCAAGGGUGUUAUCUAAAGCUCGUAUGUAACCAAUGAUUUGAGUAAGGUUAGCAUCCAUGGGUCUUCCUGAUGCUCCCGCCAUCCGCUCUACAAUCUGGAAGGUUUAAAGGUAGAUCAUAUAUUGGAGUCCUUGACGAUGAUCAGAGCUCUUUGUCUCUUCUUGAUAUCCCUUUCACAGUUAUAAGCAAUAUUACAUUAGGUUCCAAUUGCGCUUGUAUAUUUGAGGGUGGAUCUGCUUUGCUUCCACUAUCGGUGGCUAAGUUGCCAAUAGUGCCACUAGAGCUAUUCCUGGAGAUGGUGCUGCAGGUGCCGCUUUACUUUUUGCAGCUCCUGCAAUUUCCCUUGAUUGGUGGCGACGGAGGAAGCCACAAGAACCUUUUUCCCAUUAUUAUGUAAUCUUUGUUUUAGUUUUAGUUAUUAGGAAAUAAUUAAAGCAGUUUUUGCUGAUUGUAUAUUAUUCGUUUUUUUUUUGAAAAAAUUAUUCGUUAAUUAUUUACUGUAUACUAUACUUG
Chenopodium quinoa (quinoa) is the source of this 1021-nucleotide messenger RNA. RefSeq lists its product as uncharacterized. Bases 579 to 905 code for a protein of 108 amino acids. The record is from RefSeq and is a predicted model, not a curated record. Lineage: Eukaryota; Viridiplantae; Streptophyta; Magnoliopsida; Caryophyllales; Amaranthaceae. The transcript has 6 exons.